Molecule: messenger RNA, 3481 nt
Organism: Aplosporella prunicola CBS 121167
Lineage: Eukaryota; Fungi; Ascomycota; Dothideomycetes; Botryosphaeriales; Aplosporellaceae
Exons: 4
Coding region: 463-3222 (919 amino acids)
Source: RefSeq, a predicted model, not a curated record
AAGACCAUCUAUGAGUCUUUCGCAGGAUGACCGGAAUACUGUGUGUUCGACUCGAAGUUUCCAGAUGAAGCCGUUCAUCGUCUCUUCAUGCUUUAACAACAUAUCUGCCCUUUCUUUAUAAGAGAUUAGUCCCUGAACUAGGAGAGGCCAUGCUCCUAAUAACACUCCGAUCACUUCGAAUCCAGACAUGGUUUUUGACAGAAUAAGUUAAUUGUUGAAAGCCUUAAAUUUGGUAAGGUAUUGGGAUCCACCUCGCCACGCUUUUCCAGCUCUCUUCAGCCUCGAGCGGGGUAACUCACUUGUAUCACGUGGGCUUACCCGGCUCGGAGUGACGUUAAGUAUUCUAUCUUAUCUUUAAAUCCCUCUCCAGUCUUCCAAACUUGCUUUGGGCACUGUCGGCCUGUCUAAGCCUUGAAAACACCUUCUCUAUCCUCCUCACAGUAACUUGCUUCUGUCAAAGCAAUGACUUCAUCAAUAUUUGAUGACUGCGAGCGUUGCCUACUCUCUUUCGAACAACUGCUUAGCCUUAUGCAGGAGCCGUUGCGCGAUUAUGGCGACCAGCUACCACGCACAGGAAUCAUCGACGAAUUCGACCGUUUCAAGGUAUGGACAGGAAGCCUGGGGGCGGAUCGUCCACCUCACAAGCGUAAUUCUCUUGAUUUUCGCUUGAGGGAUUCCAAAUUCUACCGAGACCAGGUUUCUGCAUUUCUAAGUGACCUCAGUUCCACAAUACAAAAAGCUAUUCAGUUGCUCCGCAACGAGAGAUUGCCAAACGAGGAACGACCCUUUUCAUUGGAGUCAGAUCUUGACUCGGGAUUAAUGGAGAUCGCCUCAACAUCUCCAGACCCAAUGGAAAUCGACUCAACAUCUUCGGACUCAACAGGUACAGAAAAACAGGAAGAGUUGGAAGCCGUGGCUCUUGCCAACCUCCGAGCAGUUGUUGGUAACCAUAGGAGCCCGCAGCCAUUCCACAAGCAGCCACAUGAUGCUGGAACAGCCGAUGAGGGAGCUAGCGAUGCUCCUAGCCGCGAGAUGGUGCAACUGUACCAGGGCAUUCAGGAGCUUACGAAGCAUCUAUACAGACUGUCGAUGAUAAUCCACCGUCCCAUUCCUGUGGAUCGAGUGGUUGUAUCAUCAAAGAUCCCUGUGGACCAUUUCGAGUUUUUUGAUUUGCAACAUGUCAAUGACUGCUUCCCUAAUGCGGACGAAAAAUUGAAAUGUCGCCUAGCAAAAGCUAUUACGCGCCGCCGGCAACUUUUGGCGUACAACAAGCAGCGUCAUGGGGAACGAGUUGAAAUUAUGGAGCAGCAAAGAACCGCUGCACAUAUGGGUGACCGAACACCCCAUCCCUAUAUGGCAAGAACUUCGAUCAUCGAUGAAUCCAAAUUGCCAGAUAUGGCCAUGAAACCUACACUUACUGCUGUAGAAAAGACUACUUUGCGGCCUGUCAUUACAGAUGCGAACGUUGAUAUCCUGUCUGAGGAUGAGUCAGUAGCUUCCGCCACCACUUCCAAGAGCCUACGAGACCGAUUUAGUCUACUUCGACGGCCUCUGGAUCCGAAUGGGAAAGAAAUGAAGCGGUUUUAUUGUCCCUAUUGUUUCCACGCCAUUGAAGCUAGAAACAACCGAAUUUGGAGAAAGCAUAUUUUCAAAGACCUCCAAGCUUACGUUUGUACGUUCAAAAAUUGCGAGCAAGCGGAUCGCAUGUUUGAAACCAAGAACGAGUGGUACAAACAUGAGCUCGAUUUCCAUUGGAAGGAGUGGCACUGCAACAACGAAAAACACCCCGUGUACCAAACAAGGAACGAAUUCGAAACCCAUAUACGAUGUGACCAUGCUCAGGAAGCAGACAAAGGCCACUUACCUUUGCUAGUCGACAUAUGUGCACGGCCUGUUUUGUCUGGUGAGGUGGCGUGCCCUCUGUGUGCAGAGAAUCAGCAUGAAAACCCUAAACGGUUCAUGCGCCAUAGAAAAACUGUGCAUUUUAAGACUUCUGACCUGUCCCCGUCACCCCCCACAGAGUUCCUGGAAACUCAAUUCUGGGACGAGGAAAAUCAAAAGGACGCUAAUUUGCCGCCUACGGCCGAAAACUAUUCGUUUGGGUUCUCCCAGGAAACUUCACCUUGGGACAAAGGAAAGCAAAAGGACGCCAAUUUGCCAUCUAUGGAAAUAAAGCUGUUCGAUGCGGCACAAGCAGUCUCUCAGAUCAACAUUACCAAUUGGAUGGCGUCUCUACCUCAUGUAUACCAGCUUCCCCCAGAAGCGAGGGAACGCUCACCACCUUCCACACCUAUCUCUUCACUGCAACCACACAAAAUGUUCCUCAUCGAAGCUUCCAAAAUGAAGCAUCAUCUUGCCGAACAUAUGGAGAGACUUGCUUUAUUUGCAAUUCUUCCAUCGAAGGAAAGUGACAAGGAUGCGACUGUGAGCAUAUCAAAUGCGUCGAACCGGGCCUUUCCCAGAGAAAGCUUGGUUGAUUCUGAAUUUCGCACUGAAGCCGGAUUUGAUGAAGUCGCGUUUGGCGAAUUGGGCUUUGCUAAUAGUUCUUCCUGGACCACGAUCGAAAGUACAUGGGCCGCCGGCCUAGAAACGCAAAGAAGGCUUCCCCCUUUCGACACUGCUAGUCUCUCCUUCGACCCUUCCAGUCUCCCCUCUUUCAACACUGCCAAUCUCCCCCCCGAGCUAAAGACAUGUCAUCAAUGUGGACAGAGCUUUUCCAAUAUUGCGUCGCUUGGCAAUCAUGCAGCCAGCACUGGCCAUGCAGCCUUUGUAUGCUCCGAGAAUGGCUGUGAGUUGAGCUUCUCGAGGUUCGACGUCCUAAGAAGGCAUCAAAAGUCUCACCUAUCCGGUACAGCCCGUUUCCCCUGCAAGUACUGCAAAAAGCACCGGGGCGCAGAUAGCUUCAAGCGUGAAGAGCACCUAAUGCAACAUCUACGCAACUACCAUCAUACGGGUAUGGAUGAAUCAAGUGGUAUUCGACGUUCAUGCCCGCAUAAAGACUGUUCCGAAUCAAGGCCUAAUAUUCCUGAUAACGAUACCUCAGACAAUAAACACGCUUUUCAAAAAUUCUCGGACUAUAUAUCGCACAUGAGAAAAGUCCAUAACGAGUCUGAUUUUCCCUGUACGGAGCAUGGAUGUGAUCAUGUUGGACCAAAGGGCUAUUUCCGCAAAAGAGAUCUUCUUAAGCACAAAGCUAAAGAGCACGGCAUCCCCAUCGAUUGAAGAUACCACUCGCGGAAGACAUUCCUUAAUCUCCCGGUGGUAGAAGGUACGCGGUUGCAUAUUGAAGGAAAACCGGCUUUCUGUUCCUUUUCUUGUCGUUUCCUUCUUUUCAGUAAUGAAAGGCCUGCCAAGAGUUGGACUGGCAGUAUGGGAGGGCGACAAUGUCAGGAGCUUGCUGAGAGAUCUCCAUGCAGGGGGUCGGCGAGAUAUAAAGUUCAUCCGAGGAUACACAAAAGUCAAGAAUAUUCAGGACACAAGC